UUAAAAUAGAGAACAGCUCACCACAGAAUCCGCUGCCUACAAUAAUCUUCUCUUUUCAGAUGGAUUCCUUUGUUAACUCCUCUCUCUCUCUCUCUCAUUUGCUUGCAUAUUUUUCUUUCUGGGUAACUAACUUGACUAUGCCUGCUCAAGUUAUUUCUGAGAACACCCUUCAUGGAAUUCAAGUGCUAGGAAGGGAAAAUAAUUCUUUCCCCGUGAAGAGGUUGGAAGGAAAAGUAGCAAUUGUCACCGGUGGCGCAAGAGGAAUCGGAGAAGCAACAGUGAGACUCUUUGAGAAGCACGGCUCCAAGGUGAUCAUCGCCGAUGUCAAAGACACUCUUGGAACCCUGCUCGCCAACUCCUUGACUCCUUCCGUUUCAUACGUACAUUGCGACGUUGGCUCCGAACGUGACAUCGAAAGCUUGAUUAAUUCAACAGUUUCGCGUUACGGGCAGCUUGACAUCCUCUUCAACAACGCGGGCGUGCUGGGAACCCAGAAAAACCAUAAGAGCAUCGUCGAUUUUGACGCCGACGAAUUCGAUCGCGUCAUGCGCGUGAACGUGAGAGGCGUAGCCUUGGGAAUGAAGCAUGCGGCACGCGUGAUGAUUCCGAGAAGGGCCGGAUGCAUCAUCUCCACGGCCAGCGUUGCCGGAGUGAUGGGAGGGCUCGGUCCACACGCAUACACCGCCUCGAAGCACGCUAUUGUUGGGAUAACGAAGAACUCGGCCUGUGAGCUUGGCCGGUUUGGGAUUAGGGUUAACUGCAUUUCGCCAUUUGGGGUGGCCACGUCCAUGCUCGUUAAUGCAUGGAAAAGUGAAGAAGAGGAAGAAGAUGAUGAUGAAGAUUAUGUUUCUCCUGGUGAGCAAGAAGUGGAGAAGAUGGAGGGGUUUGUGAGGGGGCUGGCCAAUUUGAAGGGUCCAACGUUAAAGGCUAGAGAUAUAGCAGAGGCUGCUCUUUACCUUGCUAGCGACGAAUCCAAGUAUGUAAGUGGUCAUAACCUAGUUGUGGAUGGUGGGGUUACUACCUCAAGAAACUUUGUUGGCUUGUAAUAAUAGAAUAUUUUUAACUUGUAGUUCUUUUUAUUUUUCUAAUUUUCUGGGUCAUCUUUAUUUAUACAAGUGUGUUUAUUUAUGUAAUAAGACGGGCAGAGUUUUUACUUCAAGGAUGGAAUAUAUUUUCCAUGGUUAUCAUUCCAA
Diospyros lotus (date-plum) is the source of this 1193-nucleotide messenger RNA. Its product is annotated as short-chain dehydrogenase reductase 2a-like. Gene Ontology annotation, molecular function: oxidoreductase activity, acting on the CH-OH group of donors, NAD or NADP as acceptor. The transcript is spliced from 2 exons. Lineage: Eukaryota; Viridiplantae; Streptophyta; Magnoliopsida; Ericales; Ebenaceae. The coding region runs from base 60 to 1046 and encodes 328 amino acids. The record is from RefSeq and is a predicted model, not a curated record.